Molecule: messenger RNA, 1478 nt
Organism: Larimichthys crocea (large yellow croaker)
Lineage: Eukaryota; Metazoa; Chordata; Actinopteri; Sciaenidae
Gene: tbxa2r
Product: thromboxane A2 receptor
Exons: 3
Coding region: 308-1381 (357 amino acids)
Biological process (GO): positive regulation of blood pressure; inflammatory response; adenylate cyclase-activating G protein-coupled receptor signaling pathway
Cellular component (GO): plasma membrane
Molecular function (GO): thromboxane receptor activity
Source: RefSeq, a predicted model, not a curated record
AUCAUCGGCUGAGGGGGAAACCGGGGGAAGGGAGUUAGUUCUAACAGUCUGCUGUAGGAAUUUAUGCUGGACAUUUCCAUCAGAUGGGACUAGGUGUAUGUGUCAUGUUUCCCACUUCUCCUUGUGGCUAUUGUUUGUAUUCUUAUCAUUAAUCACACAAGUGCAGAAACAUGGUUUGGAUGAGUCAACUUGGUCCCUGAAAACACUUCUGUGGAGGAUGAAGAGAGAAAUGGAAUUCCUCACACCGGUACUUUUUGUCCAUCUUUGAAUCACCUAAAUCCAACAACCCCGCCCUACGCUGACCACCAUGAAUGCCUCAGCCCUGCCACUCUCCAACAACACCCCACUCUGCUUCUCCAUCAACAGCCCUCCAUUCCCCCGAAUCAAAGGUGUGGCUGCCUACUCAGCAAUCUUUACCACUUUGGGUCUCACGUCCAAUCUCAUCGCCUUCAUUGUUCUCCUGAAGUCCUUCCGGCAGACACAGAGCCGAUCACGCUCUUCCUUCCUGAUCUUCCUGGGCGGGCUGGUGAUUACUGAUUUCAUGGGUCUUCUGGUCACAGGCAGCAUCGUGAUCUCCUACUAUGUCACAUACUUUAAUUGGCGCCAGUUAGAUCCGAACUGCCACUUCUGCAACUUCAUGGGCAUGUCUAUGGUCUUCUAUGGGCUGUGCCCACUGCUCCUUGGUGCCGCCAUGGCCUUGGAGCGCUGUGUUGGCAUCAACUGUCCAUUUGCACGCUCCACCAGCAUGCCUAGGAGCCGGACAGUCAAUAUGGUGCUGAUGGUGUGGUUGACUGCCGGCAUCAUAGCUUUACUGCCCCUAACAGGCCUUGGGAGCUACCACAUGCAGAUACCUGGCUCCUGGUGUUUUUUCAACAUCAGCUCGAAGGGAACUGACCUGUAUUUCUCCCUCAUCUUCUCCUUGGCCGGGUUGAUCAGUGUCGCCAUGUCAUUUGUACUGAACACAGUGAGCGUAGUGACACUGAUCAAGGUGUGCUGUGGACAGGAUAGGACCCAGCGCCGCCGAGAUCACGAGAUUGAGAUGAUGGUUCAGCUCAUCCUCAUCAUGAUCAUUGGUUCUAUCUGCUGGUGCCCCCUCCUGAUCUUUAUUGCAGAAACUGUGCUGUCCGGAAGUCCUCUCCAAAUCAAAAAGCUGCUUCUAUGUAUACGCUUCGCCACCUGGAACCAGAUCCUGGAUCCGUGGGUAUACAUCCUGUUUCGCAGAGCAGUUCUCAAGAGAAUCUACCCACGCAUCGACUGGUCUCGGGGCUCCAUCAUAUCCUCCACCAUCCGUAAAUUGACACGGACUUCACUUCGGACCACUGUACAUUCAGAUGAAACAGAUGAGCCUGGGAAAUCAAAUGUUAUGGCCACAUCUACAUAGAAUUGACCACCUCAUUCUCCAUGAUUGGCUGGACUUGACUGAAUUAUUGUUGCCGCAGACUGAGCGACAUCAUUGGGCUUAAAGUAUAUGUUUUCAA